AAGAUGAGCUAUAAUGGAAAAGAAACGACAAAUGAUGAAAAAGAAGAUGCUGUGGGAAAACAAGCUGGAUAUUGUACAAUAUGCACUCUGUUGUAAUCGAGAUAUUAGUGAUUCCUAAGUAAUCAGGAAAGAAGUAAGUUCUGAAAAAUCAUGAUUAGAAAAAUAAAGAAUUGUAUCAUACUUACAUGCAAUGAAUGAUGUGCUGUACUGUCUCUCUCUCUCUCUCUCUCUGCUUACACUAGUUCUAUACGUCUUUCCUCCUCGAAGACUGGAGUGAUUAUGCAGUCUCGAACUCUGUGAAAUCAACGAACAUAAUGAAAAUCACAAUAAUAUUGAGAAGAAAUUUAGCAAGUCAACAUGUGAUGUUAAUUAUGAAAAUUAAUGAGGAGAUUACAUUCGAAAUAUUGUUAUUCGAGAUAUGUGGAAGUGAGAAUUUGAUAUUUUUUCUCUGAAUGCACCUUGCUGCACGUGUAAGUAUGCAUUUGUAUGUCAAGGAUGUGACAAGUGGGAAAAUGCACUAUCUCUCACUCAUCCUAAAACAGAGAGAGAGGAACGAAUGAGUAUAUAAGCGGCGGUUAUUGGAUUUGCCAGCUUCAUUCGACCACUAGUCACGUUUCACACAUAUCCUCACUAUCAUCAUCAUGGAGUCCACACGUGAGCAGUACAUCCUUCCGGAUACACCUCCUCAACAAGAACCAUCAUUCCCAUCUUACUGGGCAGCGCAAGCUGCGCGGAAGAAGAAGAUUCCUUCUACCAGUGGUGCUCCCCCUGCUGCAUCCGACCCCGAGGAGUCGCCCCUGAAGAGACGUGGAGUCUUCGUGGAGAGAGGGAUGAGCAGCGAUGAGCUCAUUAUACCAGACACACCACCAUCUCAUCUAGGAUGGGCACCGAAGCGAGUGCCGCUAACAACAAUUACCACCAACAGGCAGCAGGGGAAGAGAAAACUGCAAUUUCUGGAGGAGGAGGAAGAAACCAACUUCGUACCCUCACAGAAACGUAUGUCUGAGAACACCUCCAUGGCUCCGCUACUGGAGGAGGCAGCCGCGCGGGAUGAUGAUGAUGAUGAGGACUUCAUCGCACUCAUCAAUAACCCAUCACCAAAACCGUGGAUGCCUCUCCGCGAGCUGGCGGAGGAUGUUCCACAUGCUAUAAUCUCAGUGCGGGAGGAAACGAACCAUCAUGGUAGAAGAAUUAUUUUGAAAAUUAAUAUUGCAUCUACGAAGAAAAUCUCUGAGGUAUACCUGCCUCAGAGAUUUUCUUCAAUAAUUUCACCUUGUAAAGUUGUUAAAUUUAAUUCUAACUGUAAAAAUUUAGGAAUAGUAGUGAAGCAUAUAACCGCUACAUGGAGCGACAUUAAGAUUGUUAAAAUGUAA
Molecule: messenger RNA, 1373 nt
Organism: Nilaparvata lugens (brown planthopper)
Lineage: Eukaryota; Metazoa; Arthropoda; Insecta; Hemiptera; Delphacidae
Exons: 2
Coding region: 642-1373 (243 amino acids)
Source: RefSeq, a predicted model, not a curated record